AUGUCCGUCAAAUUCACCGCCCGCGGCGCCAUCAUCCAGGAAUUGACCGUCGCCGGCCAGAACAUCGUGCUCGGCUUCGACAAGAAAGAUGGAUACGAUACCCUGAACCCCUGGUUCGGCGCCACCAUCGGCCGCGUCGCCAACCGCAUCCGCGACGGCGUCGUCCAGAGCCUGAACGGCCAGUCCUACCAGCUGGAGACCAACGACCGAUCUAACGCCCUGCACGGCGGCAGCCGCGGCUGGGGGCGGCGCGACUUUGAGGGCCCCACGCUGCUGAAGCGCGCCGGCAAGGACACCCUACUCUACACCUACACCAGCCCGCACAUGGACGGCGGCUACCCGGGCACCGUCGAGAUCCGCGUCUUCUACAACGUCGAGGACGACCACGGCGUCACCGUCGUCAAUAUCGAGUACGAGGUGGAGCUGAUCGGGGACGAGUGUGAGGAGACCAUUGUCAACGUGACCAACCACAGCUACUUCAACCUGUCCGGCGGGCCAACGAUCGCCGGCACCUCGGCCAAACUCUUCACGCAGGACUACCUCCCGCUGGACAACACCGGCAUCCCGCACGGCCAGAUCGCGCCGCACCCGCAGACCGUCACCGAGCCCUUCACGAUCGGCGCAGACCACCAGCCCGCCUUCGACGACGUCUUCAUCAUGGAUCGCGACGUGGCCGCCAUCCCGCUGGACACGCGCGCGCGCCCGCUCCGCCCGCUCGCCGAGUUCGACCACUCCGGCAUGCAUCUGCAGGUGCUGAGCACCGAGCCGGCCUUCCAGUUCUACACCGGCGGCGGCAUCGACGUGCCCGCCGUCGGCGCGACCCCGGCGCGCGCCCCGUUCGCCGGCUUCUGCGUCGAGCCCAGUCGCUUCGUCAAUGCCAUCAACGAGCCCGAGUGGCGUCACAUGGUGAUACUGAAGAAGGGCGGGUUGUAUGGCAGUCGCGUGCAGUACCGGGUGUGGAAGGCGUAG
This is a messenger RNA of Aspergillus terreus NIH2624, 969 nucleotides long. Its product is annotated as aldose epimerase family protein. Lineage: Eukaryota; Fungi; Ascomycota; Eurotiomycetes; Eurotiales; Aspergillaceae. The transcript is spliced from 2 exons. Gene Ontology annotation, molecular function: carbohydrate binding; aldose 1-epimerase activity. Bases 1 to 969 code for a protein of 322 amino acids. Gene Ontology annotation, biological process: beta-D-galactose catabolic process via UDP-galactose, Leloir pathway; glucose metabolic process. The record is from RefSeq and is a predicted model, not a curated record.